AUGGCAUCGAGCUCGCCGUCAAAAACAAUGCGCAAGCAACUCAAGAAGCUAUCAAAAUCAAUAAUGAAAUCACACAGAAUCCAACUCCCAAAAUCCGACUUACCCAUUCGAUUACGACCGUGGUUCCUCGUAUUCACGUGCGCCAUCAUGGUAAUACUCGCUUUCCUAGGUUUUACAAACUUCUCCCAUUCUCUCCCCCUCAACGACAAGUUCCUCCAUUUCACCUGCUUGUGCGUCGCCACAGGCGUGUUUUACUUUAUAUUCGACGUAGAGGAGGAGGCUCGUAGGAUAUGGUUCUGGCGUCAUUCAGGGUUGAUAUUCACCGCUGUCAUAUGUUUCUUCUUUGGAGGUUUCGUAAGCGAGAUUGUACAGUCCAUGCUUCCAUCCAAGGAAUUUCAAUCCGGUGACGUAGUGGCAAAUUGGCUGGGCUCAACCCUCGGACUCUAUCUCGCAUAUUACAUCGAGAAAUAUUACCGUUCGCGGCGAGAGAUCGCACGCCUAUACCGCCCUUUAGAAACGGACGAAACUUCAGAUGCAGAAGACGCGUCAGACGACGAAGGAACGUCUGGAACGCAGCUCCUACCUCUUUACUCCCAACCCUCCGCGGCUUUCAAGUCAAAACCUACCAAAGCCGCCCGCUUAAACGACGUAUGGGACGAAAGAGAAGAGCUGUUUGGAGUUGGCGAUGAUAGCGACGAAGAGGAUGGUAUACACACACCACGUUCGCAGCACGAGACUUCUCAAGACAUUCCCCCUCCUCCGCCAAAGAUAAUCAUCACGAGUCCAUGA
This is a messenger RNA of Suillus paluster, 789 nucleotides long. RefSeq lists its product as uncharacterized. Lineage: Eukaryota; Fungi; Basidiomycota; Agaricomycetes; Boletales; Suillaceae. The record is from RefSeq and is a predicted model, not a curated record. The transcript has 6 exons. The coding region runs from base 1 to 789 and encodes 262 amino acids.